Messenger RNA from Pelobates cultripes (western spadefoot toad), 6213 nucleotides. Lineage: Eukaryota; Metazoa; Chordata; Amphibia; Anura; Pelobatidae. The record is from the annotation of a GenBank genome assembly.
AUGGAUCUAUCUGUGUUACCGAAUAACAAUCACCCAGACAAAUUCCUCCGUUUAGAUGUACGGGCUCUAAUUGCAAAUUCUGGGGUGCUGCAGGCCAGACAAUGGCGCAACAAAAUAUACUGGCAGGUAAGAUGUGGUCUCAGAGCAAACAUGUUAUAUUUUUUAAAAGAGUGACCAGCUGCAGAUUAUUUGAUGGGUUUUUGAAUGCAAAACUAAUUUUAUUUUCUCAUUCAUAUACCAUUGACUCAUCAACUUAAAAAUAAUUGCCAACAUGUUUUAAGUAUUAUAAUUGUCAAAAUGUAGUUCUUUAUUGUUUUUUUUUUCUGUUUACUUUUUAUCUCUCACAUCAGCUCACAAUCUAAUAAAUUAGUUAAUUAGUUUUUCGAUCUACUUUGGGUUAUAUGUUUACAUGAUUUAUAUGACAUUUGGUUUAUAUGGUGUAUAUGACAUUUUGUCAAUACUAUGCAGCGUAUACUGAUAUUUCACAUAGAAAUAAGCCCUGAGCUCAAACUCCCACAACUCUUGGGUGACAGCAAUUCAUCAGCCCAAGUACUUAGAACAAAACAAAAACAGAUUUGCCAGCGUACUAUAGCAAAUAGGGUACAACACAAAAAAUACAAAAAUGCAAGAAUGCUAAGGUUCAAUUAAAAAGAGAAUAAGGCACCCAAUGGUGAGAGAGUACUAAAGACUGUGUUCAAAUAAAUAAUGUUCUGUACAUUUCUGUCACUUUUGUUAUUUGCAUGUUAUUUAGAGGCUUUCAAAUCUACUUGAAGAAUGUACUUAUUAAUCUCUGUAUAUUUGUUAUAUAUUUAAACCUUUAUAAAAUUAUUGUGGUAAUUAGCAAAAGUAAAUAAGAGUAUAAAAAUACAUUCUCGUUAUUUAUUUCUUCAUAAACACACAUACAGACACGAUUGUACUACUGCUAAUGACAUGCUAGUUCUUAAUUCCAUGUGUCCAUGUUAAACAUUUUAAAGAGGUUACACUGACUUGUACAUUCCUUGUAUUUUUGUGUAUUUUAUAUGUUGUGUAUAGUUGUUUUAUACAAUUUUAUUUCCUUUCUUUAACAGAGGGACAAUGAUAUGCCUAUGCAGUCACCAACAACAGAAAGUCCUACAUUAGAAGAUAAUGCACUUCGCAGCCACAUCACUCCAGAAAUAAUACAAUCUACAAUUAAGAGUAAUCCUUUAUUCCUGGAUGUAAGAAGAGAAGAGAAAAGUGAACCAAAGAAGACGGGGCCGUCAUGGACCAUCGAGGAUUAUGAUAAACAGUCUCCAAAUUCAAAUAUUUCUCUGUACCUGAAGGUACUGUUCUGUUAACAGAUAUAUUAAAAGUCCAGCUGGCUAAAGGGGAACUGACACUUCUCUGGAAUUAUGGAAUAAAAUAUUGGACCAUCUAUUUAUGAGAUGCUCUAUUUUCUUUUACAUUUAUAUUAAAGAUUUGACAUUAUAAUCCCAUUCAGACAAGGGAAAGCUGGGGCAAACAUUGAAAGUGAAGAGGAGACAUAGAAACAUUGUUUCAUUUCUUCACUUGUCUGUGUGCUUUCUCUAUGCUGACUGCCAGGUGUGAUUGACAAAAUUUAUAACAAUGAUUGACAGGGAGCCAAGAUGGAGGCACCCAGGUGCAUAAUGAAGAGGUGUAGAUUUCUAUGUUUUAUAAUAUUUUCCACACCUCACAAAUAUUUUUCCGUUAAAUAAAUGAAAUAGGAAUACAAAAUAAUAAAAAUCCAGAAAAGUGACAAUUUCCCUUAAAGUAGCAAUAUAACAUAGCAUUGACAUGUACCAUUUAAUCAUAUGCCACAGAUGAGAUCUGCAUGAUGGACUAUUCUUUCUUGUGUUGGAAGGGCACAAAAAUCUAGAAAUAUCAAAGCAAAACACAAGUCCGGGCAGAUUUAGAACAUAUUCAACAUUAUUUACUAAAGUGAGAAUUCAAAGUGAAGUCAAAUUUAAGGUAAAACAGCCGAACUGGAAAACUUCUCGAAACCAGCUAUUCUUUCAGUUUGGCUACUCUGGCCUUAAAUUAGAAAGUCACUCUGAAUUCUCACUUUAGUGAACAACUCCAAUUGGUUAAAAAGCAAUGUGUUCAGUUACUUGUGAUAAAAAUUGUAUUUAGGUUUAGUGCAUUUUAUAUGCAGCUCAAUAUCCACAAUAAACGGUUAUCAAACACUGAUUUCUUUAUUGCACUUUUCUUGCACAAAAGACAGAUAUUACUCACAAACGGAUGGAUAUCCACUAUAGAAUGUUAUUGGUAGUUGAACUCCAAUAUGCCUAGUACAGCUCAGAGCUGUAAAGUCGAGGACAGGUAUCUAUGUAAACAUGAACAGGGUAAAAAAAAAAAGCCUGUUGAUUAGUGUUGCGCCAAACAAGCAUGUCAUGUUUGUUCAUUGUAAUGGUUUUAAUUACACUGGACAGCUUUGUUCUUGACUGCUUUUUUUUUUUAAGAAAGAUACAUUGCCAAAUGCUGUAUUCAGGGAAAAAACAAAACAAAACUAAAUCCCAUCUAUUUUGUAAACUUAAAUAGUAUGCAAAGUUUAUGCCUCACAUCCAUAAUAUUAAAAAGAAAGCUCUCAAAAUAAAGGAUCAUACUUUCUAUGAUCUAUUAUAAAAUCAGAUUCAUGUGGUUGACAAGACCUGCCAAGAUUAAUCCAAAAAUAGACUAGUAACUCUAUCACCCCCAGUUGCUAGCCCAACCCAAACUGUAUUCGUGUAUCAUAAUUAUUUGCAACACCAUGAAAGAAAGGUAAUAUUUAUGGAGGCAAUACUGGUUAUUCUUAAAAAGACACUCCACUAGCGAAAUAAAUAAAUCUGCAAUAUUUAGUGUAUAUAUCUCCAAUGAAAACGUAUGCAUUUAAUUAUGGAUUUUUUUUUUAUUGGUUUUAUAUCUAAAAACAGCUUGCAAGGGCUGCAGAUCUCUUGUCUGCAGCCUUUGCAAGUCCCCUUCUAACCCCGCCCAGACUUUCUGUGACUGUCCAAUCACAGAUUUCCUGAUGCAGCUCACUGAGAAGUAUUUGCAAGGCAGGUAAUCUGAGCAAUUUCUUUCUCAUUAGUUUAGCUCCACUGAGCUAAGGAAACCACAAAAUAACAGGAACUGUUAUCUAAUUUACAGCCACGGGUUGUAUGAAAAAAAGUAAAGAACAUUUUUGCUGGGAUUUCGCAUAUUUGUGUGCUGAUGUCUGGGUGAACAAAAAUAAGUGAGGGCUACACUUACACCAUCAUUGUUUAAAUUUGAGGCAAGGCAUUAGAUCCAAUUGUAAUAAAAAAUAAAACACCUAUCUCCGGACUAUGCCUUUAUAUAUCAGCACUCUGUUGUCUUGCAAAAAUAAAUUUAUAAUAAUACUUAAAAAAUAAAUUAUCUCCAUCAAUCAGUGCUAGAGCCCCAAAUGUACCUCUAACUACCAACAAUACAUAUGCACAUAUUUCCAUUUUGUUCACCUGUGGGAGGAUAUCGUAAGUGGACACUCAAAUACAUUAGGGCAUAUGUGAUUGGCAGAGCAUAGAGCAGGGGUAGGCAACCUUCGGUACUGCAGAUGUUGUGGACUAUAUCUCCCUUAUAGGAACACUAUAGGGUCAGGAACACAAACAUGUAUUCCUGACCCUAUAUUGUUAAACCCACCAUUUAGAUGGCUUGCCCCCCUCGGUCCCCUUAAAAGGAAUUAAAAUUCACCUUAUUUCCAGUGUGCGCGGGUCUGCCGGCACUGACCCCGCCCCCGAUCCGCCUCCUUAAUGACAUAAUCAGAAUUGCCCAUUUUUAGCCAUUCCAAUGCUUUCCCCUAGGGAAAGCAUUGGGUUGGCUAAAAUGGGCAAGGAGGAAGGAUGGGGGUGGGGCCAAUUGCCAUUUUGGCCAAUCAGCACUUCUUCGUAGAGAUGCAUUGAAUCAAAACAUCUCUAUGAGGAAAAUUCAGUGUCCCCAUGCAAAGUGUGGAGAUGCUGAAUCGCAGCACUGCCCCAGGAAGCAUCUCCAGUGGCCAUAAGAGGAGUGGCCACUUGGAGGUGUUCCUAGGGGCAAUGUAAACACUGCCUUUUCUCCGAAACAGCUGUGUUUGCAUGAAAAUGCCUGAAGGCAAUGAUUAUAUUCACCAUAACAACUACAUUAAGCUGUAGUUGUUCUGGUUUCUGUAGUGUCCCUUUAAUGUUCUUACAGCCAUAAUCAUGGCAAUGCAUUAGGGGAGAUGUAGUCCAGACAUCUGGAGUGGCAAAGAUUUGCCUAUACCUGGCAUUAAGAGACCUUUCUAGGUAGUUCAAGUUUCCUUUGUGUGACUUUUUUGAAAGUAUUUAUUUUUUUCAUUGUGAAAACCAUUGUGAAUUGUCUAGCAUCUUAAACCAACCUCAUUCAUUUAAAGUAAGCAAAAAGUAACUGUUACUUUGAUAUAAAUGAUAAAGCUCUUAACAAAUAUUUAAGUAUUUCCUAAACACUGAUUUUCCUUUUUCCAUGUGUUUAUUCUUGUUUUCAACAAACAUGGGGUAAUACAUAUUUUUAUACUAGUAGCUUCAUGCUGUGACUAGAAAGAGCAACAUGUCAGGGGAAAAUUAUUUCUAUUAUAUAGUUUUCUAUUUAUUUUUGUAAGACAAGUCAUAUAUUUUUAAAUAAAUUGUUUCUUUUUAAGUGUGAAAUAUAUCUCUAAUUUAUAUUUCAUAUUAAUAUUUCCAGAGUAAUUUUGUUGAUCAGCCUCUGUUUUAGGAACAACCGUUACUUAACACAUUUAAGACACUGUCUCGUCUUUUUGAAAGUAAACAUUGUUUGAGCUAUGGAGUAAAAUCUUAUUUAUAGUUAGUCAUUAUUAUUAUUAUUAUUUUGUCAAAUUAUAUAUUUUUACUAAUUAUAAAAUUAACGUUUACUAGGAAAAUCCUAAUGAUCUGCGCUAUUGGCUGGAAGACAUUUACACACCGGGCUACGAUUCUCUUUUGAAGAAGAAUGAGAAAAAAAAACAGAAAUCCAGAUACUGUAAAAUUUUCAUGUACGUGGCAUUAGCUAGUUGUAUAUUAGUUGCCAUAGUAGUCGUUACUGUUUUGUUUACGUAAAAGCAGUAUUUUUUAUUCAUAUUGUAGCUAUGGUUUGAUAUAACCAAAAAAAUGAAUACUGUUGAUUUAAUACACACUAGCUACUGUUUUUUGGGUAAUAAAACAACAUUUCAACAACUGCGUCGGUGUGCUUUGUACAUCAUAUGGAAUGUCAAGUUCCUCUCCAAGCUGUCAUACUGUUCUAUAUUAUAAUCCUCUAUGACAGUUAGAUAUAAAAUGGGAAAUAAAAGCCGAGUUAACUAAUUUCUUCCACCAGUAACGGAUGUUACAUCAGAAAUUCAGGCUUGGCCAUAUCUUGGUUCACUGGAGCAUUUUAUUAUGAACUAAUGUAAAAUAACAGUAUAUUUUAAUAUGCCUCAAGGAAAAUAUAAAAAUAAGCUUCUGAAUUUUAUUUAAAAAAAUCGAUUUUUCAGAUGAUUUAGCUUUGUUUUUUGCACACAUUUAAUUUAUCUAAACUACUUUAAAAAUGAGUAUGAAAAAUGUUUAUUAAUUUUAUAAAAUUUCUUUAAAAUAGCAGGAAUUAUAAUGUAGCCACUAUUUAUCCAUAUAUUGUAAACGUGUCAAUUUAGUGGUGUGAAUGCUAUAAGUGUUGGGAAAAGUACAUAUAUUGCUGUGGAGUUUUUAUGUGGUGUUAUGAUGUGAGAAUUUAUUUUGCAUAAUGUAGGCUAAAGUAACCAUGGUGGGCAAAUAUUUCCAACACAUUAGAGUUGGGAUUUUUGUUUUUACUUUCUUGAUAUUUUUGAUUUGGUUCUUAAGUCACCACAAUCUGCAUACAGUCUGAUUGGUCCAUUGCAAGUUUAUAUUCCCUGCUUUGGAAACAAAAGACCUCUUUUGUACUCCAUUCCCAACAACAUGUGUUCAUGAGCUAACAUCUGUUUUACAUUGCUCAGCCUAACUCAAAUGCCACCACUUACUUUCCAUUUUGUUAUAGAGCUGAUUUGUGUACUCGGAAAUUCGAUGUGAUAUCACUCUUAGAACGAGUAUAGAAACAUAUAACAUAGAAUGUGACGGCAGAUAAGAACCAUUCGGCCCAUCUAGUCUGCCCAGUUUUCUAAAUACUUUCAUUAGUCCCUGGCCCUAUCUUAUAGUUAGGACAGCCUUAUGCCUCGUGUGGUUUUUUUUUUCUCUUUUUUUUCUCAGGUCUGCAUUGCCCUGUACCUCCUACCUAUACGAGCACUGGCAUUAUCCUCAAAGUUAG